AUCGCCUGGUCUGGAGGCGGCUGGCGCCUGCGCAGUUAGUUCUCAGGGACUAGCAAUUUCUUCCGUGGCAAGAGCAGGCAGGAGGACUAUGGCGGAGGAGGUAAAGGAACAAGUGAAGGACCUGAUGAAGGCUACAGUUCUCAUGCGGCACCCCCAGCAGGUUCGGGAGAUCAUUCACUCCCUCAGGAAGGGAGGACGAAACAAAUUACAGGUCAUUUCCGACUUUGACAUGACCCUGACUAGGUUUGGAUUUAAUGGAAAGCGCUGCCCUACAUCUUACAAUAUCCUAGAUAACAGCAAGCUCAUCAGUGAGGAUUGUCAGAAAAAGUUAAAGGAUCUCCUUCACUACUAUUACCCAAUUGAGAUUGAUCCAAACAGGACAGUCAAAGAGAAGUUUCCACUCAUGGUCGAAUGGUGGACUAAAGCCCACAAUCUCCUGUGUCAACAGAAGAUUCAGAAGUACCAGAUAGCCCAGAUUGUUAGAGAGUCGGAUGCAAUGCUCAGGGACGGAUUUGAGACAUUUUUCAACACACUCCACCAAAGCAACAUUCCCCUCCUCAUCUUUUCUGCUGGUAUUGGAGACAUUUUGGAAGAGAUUAUCAGGCAGAUGAAUGUUUUCCACCCCAAUAUCCAUGUUGUGUCCAAUUAUAUGGACUUUGAUGAAAGUGGCUACCUGCAGGGUUUCAAGGGUCAUCUCAUCCAUACAUAUAACAAGAAUAGUUCUGUCCUGGAGGACUCGAAGUAUUUUGAACAGCUCCAGGCUAAGACCAACAUUCUCCUGCUGGGUGACUCCAUGGGUGACCUGACUAUGGCUGAUGGGGUAUCCAGUGUUGGCAACAUCCUUAAGAUUGGCUUCCUGAAUGACAAGGUAGAGGAACGGAGAGAGCGGUAUCUGGAUUCCUACGACAUUGUGUUGGAGAAGGAUGAGACUCUAGAUGUGGUCAACGGGAUUCUAACCCACAUCUUGUGUGAGCAGGACCAGACGGGAAUGCAAGGGCCCUGAGUGUGGUUGGAGAUUCUCAAAUGCUCUCUGGUUGCUCCAGCUGGUGAUUCAAAAACUUCUUAUCCUUGUGUGUACAUGAGAAACUCUUGGCUUCCAAGAGCCACUUAACCCCAAACCCCAGGUCCUUCCCUUCUCCUCUCUCGUGAACCGUUGCUGUUUUUAUCAAAAAACUUUGGGUAACUCACCCUGUCUGGUGCUGCCCUGACUUGUUAAAAAGAUAGCUGUGGUCAGCAUGUCUACCUGGCUGAGAAAGCAGUACAUCAUCUCAGAUGAUUCAGGAGAGAAGUGGAAGCAAGCUGAAUUGGAUACUACUCUCUCCCCAUCCACCUACCCCCUGCUCCCCUGAAACCGCCCACACAGUGUAAGAUCUACACUGAACAAAUGCUUUGGGGCAUGGCUGAGGGCUUGUGUCCUCACUGGCAUCCCUGGCAUUGGAAGGUGUGGGUGUUAGAAAGCACUGACUAGCUGUCUAGAGACCUGAGUUUGAGUCCCUGCCCUGCCACCAGUUAGCUCUAUGACCAUAGACAAAUCACUUAACCUUCUUAGGUCUCACUGUCCUUUUAAAAAGAAAAUAUUUGGAAUAGAUGAUUCUUUAUAGUUUUUAAAAUUCUGUGAUUCUGUUACAUUCUGAAACUGAAUGUUGGAUUUGAAAUUGUCAGAAACCUGAGAGGGUUAUACAGCUGUACCUGUAGCAUUCUUGGUUUAUCAUGGAAUGAGGAUUUUCGGACAUAGAGAUUUCUUUUAGUAACCUUGGGGCCUGCUCACCCUCUUCUUCCUCUUUAUGUAGUCUUAGUCAUUGACAGGACCAAACAUUGAGGGGGAAAGAGGGAGGAAGCAGUUAGGUGAGGAGCUAGGAAGCAGUGUGUCUGUAUUUCAAUGUCAAAUAAAUACCUUUUUUGAUUCUG
Molecule: messenger RNA, 1908 nt
Organism: Dromiciops gliroides (monito del monte)
Lineage: Eukaryota; Metazoa; Chordata; Mammalia; Microbiotheria; Microbiotheriidae
Gene: NT5C3B
Product: 5'-nucleotidase, cytosolic IIIB
Exons: 9
Coding region: 89-1003 (304 amino acids)
Cellular component (GO): cytoplasm
Molecular function (GO): 5'-nucleotidase activity; magnesium ion binding
Source: RefSeq, a predicted model, not a curated record